AUGGAAAAAGCGAAAGACUGCUUGGAGGGAUGUCCACCAAAUAUGGAGGUUGCUGAUUGGAUUUUUGAGAGUUUGAACCGUCAUGAUCGUAAGGCUGUAAUUCGCGAUGGACUUGUCUCCGGUUCUUACUCCCACUGGGAAGUCUCGCUUGGACUGCAGAAUGUCUAUGUCCAACCAGGUAUUGGAAAGGAUAAUCGUGAUGAGAACAAGGACGUCAAGGAGAACAAGGAGGAGUGA
Molecule: messenger RNA, 237 nt
Organism: Caenorhabditis briggsae
Lineage: Eukaryota; Metazoa; Nematoda; Chromadorea; Rhabditida; Rhabditidae
Exons: 3
Coding region: 1-237 (78 amino acids)
Source: RefSeq, a predicted model, not a curated record